This is a messenger RNA of Morchella sextelata, 1773 nucleotides long. RefSeq lists its product as uncharacterized. Bases 1 to 1773 code for a protein of 590 amino acids. The record is from RefSeq and is a predicted model, not a curated record. Lineage: Eukaryota; Fungi; Ascomycota; Pezizomycetes; Pezizales; Morchellaceae. The transcript has 3 exons.
AUGUUCGAGAAGCAAGCCCUAAAGCAGUACGACCGCUCGCUCGACCAAGAGUCCUGGCCGCUCCUCGAGCUCACCGACGCGUGCGUGUACCGCUACCGCCGCGGCGAGAAGGACAUCAUGGCCGACCUGCUCGACGUCCAAGACACAGGCCCCUACCGGAUCCGCGGGAAGCUCUCUCCCGUGCCGGCCGAGUUCGCCGACAUCGUAUACCCCGGCAAGGCCGCCCGCCUCUACAGCGAAGAGCUCACCAUCGCCGGCGUCACCACCUACUCCAUCCAGUCGCUGGCCGACGGCACGUUCACGCUGUGGGCGCUGGGGCAGUGCGGGUGGUACUCGCUGGUGCCGUCGCGGCGCUACGCGCCCAUCUUCCUCGGCGCGCUCGAGAAGAUGCAGCUGUGGGCCUUCCUGCAGGACCGCUACCUCGACGCCUACGAGGGCGCGGGCCCGCCCAUCCCCGGCACGGUGCACGAGGUCUAUGCCGACUACUCGCGCCUGCGCAGGGAGUCGUGUCCGAGUGCUAGGGCCGCGGAGCGCCUGUUUGAUGCCCACCACCGCUUCCUGCUGUUUGAGAUGUGUGCGGCCUGGACGGACACGCCCAUGUGGGCAAGGACCCCGCUGUUUAGGGACUGGAAGGUCGCGUAUAAGCGGGAGGUGGAGGGGGUCGUGAAGAUGGCGGCGGCGGGGAGCCUGGAGGAGAGGAUCAAGGGGGGGAUGGUCAAGAGGGAGGUGAAGGAGGAGGAGGAGGAGGAGGAAGAGGAGGAGGAGGAGGAGGAGGAGGAGGAGGAGGAGGAGGAGGAGGACGAAGAGGUGCCGCCGCCCCCGGUAAAGAAGCCGGCGAAGAAGACGGCGGCGAAGAAGGGCCCGGCCAAGAAGUUGGUGCAGCAGAAGCUGGCGCCGAUCUUUGUGAAGAGGGAGCCCGCGGCGGAGCCGGAGCACAUCAUCAUCCUCGACACGGACGACGAGGACCCCGGCAUGCACAAUGCCGCUGCCGACGACGACUCCGACGACGACUGCAACGAGGACGAGGACGACGAAGACCAAGAAGAAGAAGACGAAGACGAAGAAGAGGAAGAGGAAGACACCCAGCCCUCCUCCUCCGCCCGCCGCAGCAACCGCUCCAAAGUCCCCCCCCGCCCAAUCUACAGCUCCAAAGGCAAAUCCGUCCUCCGCCCCGUACGCACGCCCGCGCCCCCGCCCGCCGCCGCCGACUCCGAGUCUGACUCCGAGCGCGACUCCCCGCCGCGGCCAGCACCAAAACGUACCUUCUCCUCCACAACCACCAGCAGCACCUCCUCGAAGCGCGCUCUCGACGGCGCCUCCCGCGCCGCCUCCGCCGCCUCGAAACGCGCGUGCACGGCCAGCGCGCGCACGCAGCCAUCACUGAUCACGACGCUGCGCAUCGGCGCGCCCACGGCCACGGCCACCGCCGCCGCGCGCGUCAAGACGACGACGACCACCACCACCACGACGUUCAUCUCGCCGCUGACGAGCAUUGCGCCGAAGGCGCUGGGCUCGAACCGGCCGGGGGGCCUGUGGGAGUGCGAGAUUGCCGGGUGUAGGCACUUUAUAAUGGACGCGGACCGCGAGGAGAGCUUGAAGGCGGUGGAGGCGCAUUAUGAGGAGCAUGGGAGGGUGAUGAGGAUGGCGAUGGAGGCGAUUGGCGGGGAGGUGGUGGAGGAGAGGGGGGGGGGGAGUGUGGAUAAUUUACUUGCGAAGAUUGAAGCCAUGGCGGAGCGGUGGGCGAUGACGAAGCCGGCGCCGUUGGGGGAUUGA